Messenger RNA from Anopheles arabiensis, 1075 nucleotides. RefSeq names its product larval/pupal cuticle protein H1C-like. The record is from RefSeq and is a predicted model, not a curated record. NCBI's taxonomy places the organism in Eukaryota, Metazoa, Arthropoda, Insecta, Diptera, Culicidae. The transcript is spliced from 2 exons. Bases 108 to 824 code for a protein of 238 amino acids.
AACUGUAUCAUUGAUCACUCAGCGUCUUCAGCAGCAACAGCAGCAGCAGCAAGACACACUUCUUCGAGUAUCCCGCCCAACAACCAACAACAAACCGCUUCAGCAAAAUGGCAUUCAAGUUCGUCGUUUUCCUGGCUUCGUUGGCCGUCGCUAGCGCCGGAUACCUGGAGGCUGGCCAUGCCGUCCAGUACGCCGCCCCGGUGGCCCACUACUCGCCGGCAUCGUCGGUGAGCUACAGCACCAUCUCGCAGGCUGCCCCGGCCAAGCUGGCCUACGCCGCCCCGGUCGCCAAGACCAUCUCGUACGCCGCGCCGCAGGUGUACGCCGCGCCUCAGGUGUACGCUGCUGCCCCAGUCGCCAAGACCAUCGUCUCCAGCCCGGCCGUCGGUGCCACCCAUGAGAGCACGAUCCGCUCGCACGACGGAACCAUCUCCCACUACUCCAAGGCCGUCGAUACCGCGUUCUCGAGCGUCCGCAAGUCGGACACCCGCAUCACCAACGAGCUGCCCAAGUACGCCUAUGCCCAGCCCGUCCUCGCCAAGCAGGUUGCCUAUGCUGCUGCCCCGGCCGUCCACACCACCUACACCCAUGCCGCUCCGGCUGCCGUCCACACGACCUAUGCCGCCCCGGCCGUCCACACUAGCUACGCCCACGCUGCCCCGGCCGCCGUCCACACCACCUAUGCUGCCCCGGCUGCCGUCCAGACCUAUGCUGCCCAUGCUGCCCCGGUUGUCGCUACCGCCACCAAGACGCUGACCUACUCGCCGGCCGUCCAGGUUGCGCACACCACCUACGAGGAUGCGCACGCUCACUACGCCUGGUAAGAUGGGCAUGACGUUUGACGUGAGACACUUGGUCUUUUAUUGUUUUGCGAAGCUGAUACAAUGAUCCCCCAUCGACCCACUUCCUCCGCAAUCUAUUUAUUUGAUUUUGUUGUUAUGAACCUGCGUGUGUUCUUUCCCUCACCCCUCAUUUUGUUUUCGGUAUGUAAACCAAUGCAGCGCAAACGUGGCGGUCUCACCUGUGGGGCGGUCGCUUUGCGGUGUUCAAAAUAAUACAACAUCAUAAAAAAAAA